GGUGGGUGACGAUCGUUUCCUGAAUGAGGAGGGCGGAGAAAAAGGCGGAAGCCGGCGUUGGGAGAGGCGGUGGCUUCUGAGAAGAGGAAAGCUGGGGCGAGAUGGAAGUAGUUAGGUGUCCGGAGCAUGGGACUUUAUGUCUUCUGAAGACCGGCGUCCGAGAGGGCCCGAAUAAAGGAAAGAGCUUCUACGUGUGCCGGGCGGACACUUGCAGCUUUGCGCGGACCGCCGACAUUCCUGUUUCUCACUGUUUAUUGCAUGAGGACUUUGUGGUAGAGCUUCAGGGUCUAUCUCUAUCACAGAGCAAGAAAGAAUACAGGUUGUUCUUCCGAUGUGUUAAAAGUAAAGCAGAGGGGAAGCAGUGGUGUGGAAAUAUCCCAUGGCAGGAUCCUAAUUCUAAAGAACAUUUUGGAACCAGUAAGUCUCAACAUGCCUCUGAGCCAUCUCACUAUCCUUCCAGCCAGCAGAGAAACCCGUUCAAGGUACUUGAUAAGAAUCAAGAACCAUCCGUCUGGAAACAGUUCAUCAAAGGUGAAGAUGAGGAAAAGACAGCUGAUAAGAAGCAAAGAGAAAAGGGAGACCCACUCCUGGAUCAGAAAAAGGAACAAAAGCUGGAAUCUAAGUGCUGGACAGAGAAAGAGCUCUCAUCUGGCCUGGGAGUAAAGAAAAAAGAAUCUGCAGUUCAAGACAAGCAGCAAAGGGAGAAGACAGAGUUUCAGUGCAAAGCAAAGGAGAUAGAAAGGAUGCACAAAAGAAACCUUUUUGAGAUGAAAUCCAAACAGGUCCAUGGAAAUGUGCUCAGAGAACCAUCUGCAUUUCAGGUGAAAUCAGAUAGUGAGAGUCAUUCUGUCCAAAAAGAGUCAGAACCUCCGACAGAAAAGGAAACUAAGCCUUUGCCCCGAAUUGUUCACAGUCAACACUCAGUAAGCCAGCCCCUGAAAGGGAAGCACCUCAGUAAGGAGCACCCUAAGAGCGGGGAGGCUGGAGAAACAAAGACAGGGAACGACCCAAGUACACAGACCCUCCGGAAGAGUCUGCCCCAGGGCCGUUUCCAGGCUCAGUCGGAGACCCGGGACAUGCCUGCUCCAGAGGAACCCGCUGCUCAGCCUGCACCACUGGCUACAGUGCGUCCCGCAGGAGGGAGGCGAGAUGCUGACACAAGCAGUGCUGACAGUGAGGAAGAGGACGUUGUUUUUGUUUCGUCUAAGCCAGGGAGCCCCUUACUCUUUGACUUGCCUCCAGACACACAGGAGAAGAAGAACCUUAAACUCCCUGGUCAGAGUGUGCAAAGAAAUGUUUCUUCUGCCCUGAGUGUCUCCAAGAAGGGAGAACCUUCAGACCCAACAGCCCAACGUGUGUUCCUCACAACACAACUGAAACAAAAGAAGAGCACGCUGGCAUCGGUGAACAUCCAGGCUCUUCCAGACAAGGGUCAGAAGUUGUUCAAGCAAAUCCAGGAGCUGGAGGAAGCGCUCAGUGCCCUGGCCCUCUCCCCAGAGCAAGACGCUGAGGAGAAGAGUAACACUCAGGAACCCCAGCAGAGUCACUUCACCAAAGAGACCACUGACCCUCCCCACUUGCUGCCUCCCAAGCCCCUGCAGGGUCAGGAUCCCUGGCCUCUGGGUUCUCAAGGACUGAAGGCUGCCCACCAGGAAGCUGCUGGAGGGCCUGGUCAGAGCUGUGGAGGCUCUGUGAGCCAGAAUGGCCUUCACGCAGUGUGGAAGAUCACAAGUGAAGCCAUUGAUGAGCUGCAUCGAUCUCUUGAGUCUUGUCCUGGGGAGACCGCCAUGGCAGAGGAUCCAGCUGGGCUGAAGGUGAUCUGGGAAGGCCCGCAGGGCAGAGUGUCCUGGACAGUGCCCUAG
Molecule: messenger RNA, 1862 nt
Organism: Odocoileus virginianus texanus
Lineage: Eukaryota; Metazoa; Chordata; Mammalia; Artiodactyla; Cervidae
Source: RefSeq, a predicted model, not a curated record